This is a messenger RNA of Sporisorium graminicola, 1149 nucleotides long. RefSeq lists its product as uncharacterized. Lineage: Eukaryota; Fungi; Basidiomycota; Ustilaginomycetes; Ustilaginales; Ustilaginaceae. Gene Ontology annotation, cellular component: cytoplasm. Gene Ontology annotation, molecular function: cysteine synthase activity. The transcript has a single exon. Bases 1 to 1149 code for a protein of 382 amino acids. The record is from RefSeq and is a predicted model, not a curated record.
AUGGCCUCUGCUCUUCCGAGAUCCCUCACAGGCCUCGCUCGUUCAUCGGUGCGGGCGCUCCACAGCACUGCUUCGAUAGCUGCAGCUUCCACCUCGACCCUCUCGCCCGUCGCCGCUGCCCACAUGCGUCCCGUCAACGGCUUUGUCGGCGCUAUCGGCAACACGCCGUUGAUCCGCCUCAACAAGAUCAGCGAAGAGACAGGAUGCGAGGUGCUCGGUAAGGCCGAGUUCAUGGAGCCGGGCGGAAGUGUGAAGGACCGUGCUGCUCUUUUUGUUGUCAAGGAUGCUGAGGAGCGCGGACUCAUCAAGCCGGGGGGUACCGUCGUCGAGGGCACUGCGGGCAACACGGGUAUUGGUCUGGCUCACGUCUGCCGCAGCAAGGGCUACAAGUGUGUCAUCUACAUGCCCAACACACAGUCUCAGGAGAAGAUUGAUCUGUUGCGCAUGCUCGGUGCUGAAGUCUACCCCGUGCCCGCUGUUGCGUUCGACAACCCGGACAACUACAACCACCAGGCCAAGCGUCACGCUGACCGACUCGACAAUGCUGUGUGGACCAACCAGUUCGACAACACGGCCAACCGACGUGCCCACAUCGAGACCACGGGUCCUGAAAUCUGGGAUCAAACCGACGGAAAGCUCGACGGCUUCAUCUGCGCCACGGGCACCGGAGGCACCCUGGCGGGUAUCACUAGCUACCUGAAGGAAAAGAGCAACGGCAAAGUGCAGUGCUGGCUCGCCGACCCACCCGGAUCCGUGCUACACUCGUACAUCCAGACCAAGGGCAAGCUCAUGGACCGCGAGGGCGGCUCCAUCACCGAAGGCAUCGGCCAGGGCCGUGUCACCGAGAACCUCAAGCCGGAUGUUGAGAAGCUCGACAACUCGGUCCACAUCCCGGACGAGGAGAGCAUCUCGAUGGUCUACGACCUGCUCCACGAGGAGGGCAUCUACGUCGGUGCCUCGUCUGCGCUUAACGUGGUCGCUGCCAAGAAGAUGGCGCAGCAGCUCGGCCCCAACAAGACGAUCGUCACCAUCCUUUGCGACGGUGCGUACCGCUACCAGGCCAGACUGUUCUCGCGCAAGUGGCUCGAGUCCAAGAAGCUCGACACGGCUAUUCCGGAGCACCUGCAGAAGUACAUUGUUCUCCCAUGA